Molecule: messenger RNA, 1725 nt
Organism: Chinchilla lanigera (long-tailed chinchilla)
Lineage: Eukaryota; Metazoa; Chordata; Mammalia; Rodentia; Chinchillidae
Gene: Gdf9
Product: growth differentiation factor 9
Biological process (GO): BMP signaling pathway; SMAD protein signal transduction
Cellular component (GO): extracellular region
Molecular function (GO): growth factor activity; cytokine activity
Source: RefSeq, a predicted model, not a curated record
UUUCUUAGACUCUCAGCUACAUAGUCCAUUAAUGUAAUAGUAACUUACUCCGUUUUAAGUACAUGACCAAGAAAGAGGGAAAGUAAAUAAACAGAUAAAGCUGCGUCGAAUAACAAAUUGGAGAGCUAGGAUGGUAUCAGCUGAUACGAACCUGAUAAAAAGCAUCCUCACCUAGGCACCCUCGAGUUCUGAUUACAGAAGCGAGGCCGUCCACCCGCACACCUAAGAGUUAUUGAGGAGCCCGCACGUGAAGGCCUCCUGGCCUUUAGGAAGAAGUGGGCGUGGGGAGAUGUCCUCGCUGGCUCUCCCACGCCAUGGCGCUUCCCCGCGGCUUUCUCCUUGGGUUUUACUGCUUUGCCUGGCUGAGUGCUCCUAUUAAUCUGGGUUCUUGGGCGUCUGGGGGAGAAGCUCAGAGUGCAGCGAGUGUCAAGUUGGAACCUGAAGCAGCGCCCCGGUCCUUGCUGCAGCCCGUAGACGGCGCUCACAGUUCUGGCCUCCUCCCGCCCUUUUUCAAGGUCCGGUCUGGCGGGCGCGGCGGAGCCCCUCCUCGGCUGCAGCCAGACUCCAGAGCCCUGCGCUACAUGAAGAAGCUCUACAAGACGUACGCCACCAAGGAGGGGGUCCCCAAGCCCACCAGAAGCCACCUCUACAACACUGUCCGACUCUUCACCCCCCACUCCCCGCAGAAGUACGCUUCUGGAGGCCAGGUGACAGGGGCCGCCCCCUCGGCGCCGCUGCGCUUCAGCUUGGGCCGCGUGGCUGCCGUGGAACGCCUGCUCAAGUCGGUCUUGCUCUACGCGGCCAGCGGCUCCCCUGGGGCGAGAUGCGCGGGCAGCCUGACGGCCAGCGGGCCGCGCUCCUCCGGCCGGGCUCUCCCCGUCGGCGCCCGGCUACAGCUCGGAGACGACCGCCGCGGGCUUGAGCUCGACGUGACCCAGCUCCUGCAGCCCCUGGUGGCGGCCGGCACGCGCAGCAUCCGCCUGUCCGUCAACGUCACGUGCGGGGGCGGGGCCGACCGGGCCGUGCGCGCGCCGCCCUCGCUGCUGCUCUACCUGAACGACACCAGCGCGCCCCGGGGCCCCGCCUGCCCAGGCCGCCGGGCGCCGCCGCCUUCAACCUGAGCGAGUACCUGCGACGGUUUCUCACCCCCCGAGGCGAGUGCGAGCUGCACGACUUCAGGCUCAGCUUCCGGCAGCUGCGCUGGGACAGCUGGAUCGUGGCCCCGCAGCGGUACAACCCGCGCUACUGCCAGGGCCGCUGUCCCCGCGCCGUGCGCCACCGCUACGGCUCCCCGCUGCACACCCUGGUGCAGAACGUCAUCUCCGAGAAGCUGGACGCGGCGGUGCCCGCGCCGUCGUGCGUGCCCGCCGCCUACGACCCCCUGAGCGUCCUGACCGUCGAGCCCGACGCCUCCAUCGCCUACAAGGAGUACGACAACAUGAUCGCCACGCGGUGCACCUGCCGCUGACCCGCGCCCCCGCGCUCUCUGCAGGAAACGCCAGUUGUUGCGUGCUUACUACUGAGCUGUUUUAAAUCUCCAAACCUGAAACUUAAUUACUUCGGAGAGCUUCACUUUUCCCCCUCUUGAGCAGUGUUUUCUUUUCGCACAAGUCUUAUUUUGGAUGGAAAAAUGUCAUUAACAUAGAUUUUGGAAUCGCAGUUAUAAACCAUUUAGAGUGCUGGCGUCUUCUGUAAAUGAAAAAUAAAUUCCUGUCAAGGGCAUAA